This is a messenger RNA of Nanorana parkeri, 1012 nucleotides long. RefSeq names its product monocyte to macrophage differentiation associated (gene MMD). Lineage: Eukaryota; Metazoa; Chordata; Amphibia; Anura; Dicroglossidae. Gene Ontology annotation, molecular function: pore-forming activity. The record is from RefSeq and is a predicted model, not a curated record. Bases 62 to 841 code for a protein of 259 amino acids. The transcript has 7 exons. Gene Ontology annotation, cellular component: membrane.
GGGCGGGGCCUGCAGCCCGGCUAGCGAGCGGGGAUCCCGGUGCCAGUUGUCCGGCUGUCCGAUGAGGGCUCCUCCCCCCGGCUUGUCACUGCCAGCCUGUCCGGCGGGGCCGUCCUGGGCAGAGAUGGUGGCCAAAGACUUUAAGCGGUUCAUGAACCACAGAGCCCCGGCCAACAGCCGCUACAAACCAACUUGCUAUGAGCAUGCUGCCAACUGCUACACACAUGCAUUCCUCAUUGUCCCUUCUAUAAUUGGAAGUGCUCUUCUACAUCGUAUGUCAGACGACCGAUGGGAAAAGAUAACAGCCUGUAUUUAUGGCAUGGGCCUGUGUGCUCUUUUUAUAGUGUCCACUGUGUUUCAUAUAGUCACCUGGAAGAAGAGUCACCACCGGACUAUAGAGCAUUGUUUCCACAUGUGUGACAGAAUGGUCAUCUACUUUUUCAUUGCCGCCUCCUAUGCACCAUGGUUAAAUCUACGUGAACUUGGCCCUUUGGCUUCUCACAUGCGGUGGUUUAUCUGGUUGAUGGCAGCAGGUGGAACUAUUUAUGUGUUUUUGUACCAUGAAAAGUAUAAAAUAAUUGAAUUGCUCUUCUAUCUAGCAAUGGGAUUUUCUCCUGCUCUAGUAGUGACUUCAAUGAACAACACAGAAGGCUUGCAAGAACUGGCUUGGGGAGGCCUCAUCUACUGCUUGGGUGUUGUCUUCUUUAAGAGUGACGGAAUCAUCCCCUUUGCGCAUGCCAUCUGGCACCUCUUCGUUGCCCUUGCAGCUGCCGUGCAUUAUUACGCCAUCUGGAAGUACCUGUACAAAAGUUCGUCUUCAGAUCUGAUCCGACACUUAUGACGAAACGGCGCCGAGAAAGAAACACUAUCAGUAUUACUUGACAUGAAAACGAAUGUAUGAUAAGGCAAGGGAGGUAUUGUAUUAUAACAGGAAGUAAUGCACUGACGUAUCUGGUUCUCUACAACAUACUGUGAAAAAGAUGUGAAUCUGAAUAGCAGUUAGAAUUGAGAC